UAGCACGUAUAUGGUUUGAAAAGUGUAAAAUAUGUCUGAGUCAGCCUUUGAUAAAUUUUUGAAAGAUAUUCAAGGCUUCAUUGAGAAGACACCAGAUUUGUCCAUUCUGAUAAGAAAGAGAUACAAAGAAUGUUCCCAAGCCUACAGAAAUUCAACUAAAUUUGAAGAUGUUUUACAAAUAACACAAGCCAAAAUCGACAGUGACAACAGUAGAGUAUUUGUUCAUCUCAGGGACUUUUUGAAUGAAUUAAAAUCCAAUAAGGCAGAUAAAAAGAUUUCUAAGAAACGUAAACGUAAAGAAAGUGGUUCUGAUAUAUCAGAAACCCCUAGUCCAAAAUCUUUACGAGAGAACUCUACCGACACAGACUGCAGUGAGACGGAAAACAGCUCAGCUUUCUGUGAAGCCCUAUAUAAGGUCCCUCCAAAAUCAAACAGUUUAAGUAAAAUAUCUCCGAAAAACAAGUCAACAAAAUCAUGUGUUGAUGAAUCUAGUGAUAGAGAAAAGGAUAUCAACAAAACUUGUGAUCAGGUCACAGAUAAAGCUGAAACGAAAGAUAUAGAGAACAACUGUGAAACAGGAUCAAUAAAGAAUGGGGAUUGUGAAUCAUCAGAACCAGGUAAAGAUCAGGAUUUUCAGGGAAAUCAGGUAUCCAGAGACAGUGUUGGAGACCUGUGUAUGACUGUAGAUGAUUCCAGUGAUUUAGCAAAAACAGAAACAACAGAGAAGUCUAAAGGGUGUUCAGGUAUCAAUGGUGGUUUUGUUAACUCUCCAGAGUUAUUUUCUGGUGUUUUGGAUAAUGAUUGCAUCACAAUUGAUGAUGAGGAAGAUAAUGAGGAUGAUCCUGUUUUAGAAAAGCUUGAAAUUAAAACGGAAGAUAUCUGUGAACGCCUUAAGGAAACCGCUCCAAUGGAUAGCUCAACACCACUGAAAUCAGAACAUUCAGAUGAGAAUGAAAAGGAAAAUUAUUUCCCAUUGAAAGAAAAAGAAAGCUGUUCUGAGAAUGAAAAAGAAAUUGGUGUUACACUUAAAAACAAAAGUGUUGAUAAGACCUCUGAACCUGUAAGUGAAGAAAAAACAAAAGAUAUAAAACGUGUUGAAACUAAGCAAGUAGAAAAUCAUGUUAUAAAAGGUAACAACACAAAGUUUUCAUCAGUGGCUGAACAAGAAGACAAUGAAAAUGAAGUUGAUUAUACUGAAAUUAAUGAAGGAACUCAACCAGAAUUAGCACAGCCAGUAACAAUGAAUUCCUCUGAAGAAACUGCGAAAAAGGGAUCACAACGUCAGAUCCGCCGUCUGGAAAAGUUGCUGGAGGACAUUCGUAACAAGAUCGAGGAGUUGAAAAAUGCAGAUUUGUCUUUGGAUGCCCUUGGAGAAGAGGAUUCUGUUUACAUACAAGAGGAUCGCUACCAACAUAAGUUUGUCAAGGUGUGGAGGAAGCUUUGUGAGCUGAAAGGUGCAGAGUCCACCACAGGUCGUCCGGUGGAGAGACGGUUUUACUACAAGGGGACAAGGUAUCCAGAAGUCAACAGGAAGCUUGAGAAGUUUGUUAACAAACACAAGAUCUUCCCAGAUUUCCAUGAUGUCCAGAAGGUCAUCAGAGACACCAGCAAACAAAAAAAGCUAGGAUUAAGUGGGCCCGCUAUAGACCGCUUAGCAAGGGAGGCUUUUCAGGAUAUUGGUGACCUUCUGCAGAAACGGCGAAUCAGUGAUCUAAGGAAGACGUCUCCGGGACAUCUCCAAGAUGAACAAGGGUCGAGGGAAGAUCCAGCUUUAAGAGACCCAGAACUUAAGAAGAAGCUAGAUGAGAACAGGAAAGCUGCGAAAGGCAAACUUGAUGACGUCUUGGAGAAAUUCUGUCGACGGCAAGAGGAAUCUCCUGAAGAUGUGGAUGUAGAUGAAAAGGCAGAGGAAGAGGAAGAAGAAGACAAAGAAGAAAUGGAAAUGAUGGACAAGGAGGAUGUUCCAGAAAUGAUCGAAAUUCUCAAUGAUGACUCUGAGGAUGAUGAGGAGACAAUCUCUACCUCACCAACAAAGGCAGCAACAGAUGGCAGCUCUUCAUCAAUAUCUUUCCUGUCUGACAAUGGACGUUCCUCAACUCCGUCUAAAAUUACCAGAGAGUUGAAUUCUCCAAAUGUUUCAGUAUCAGCACAGAAGCAUUUAGGUAAAGACAGGAUGGCAGCAUCCCCACUUUCCUCACAAUGUUCUCCACAAGUGUGUAGAAAGGACAGCCCGUGUGUCUCGCCAAAACUGCCUUCGUCUUCCAGUUCACUAUGCUCAGACAGUUCACCCAAACCUAGAUCACCUUAUGUGGCUAAUUCACCCCCGGGUUCACCUAAUGGGAGUGACAUCAGUGAUCAUAUACAUUGCUUAAACAGGCCAAAAAAGUCUGGCACACUGGUUAGUAUAGAAGAUUACAUGGAUCAUAUGCCUGUGUUACCAAAAGUACAAACCUUUCCCAAUCUCUUCAACUCUGAAACAAAUGAUGAAUCACUGUCUGAUCAGUGUACACUUAAAAUAUCAAAUGUACAAUCCAUAGCUGAAGAUAGCUCUUCCACAAACGAUGGGCAGAUGAAUUCUGGGAAGGGUGGGGAGGUGAGUGCUGGAAAGGAUGAACAGAUGAAUUCUGUUGAAAAUAGUCCCAAGGAAAAAGCUAGACGCCAUCUCAAGUGGCCUUUAGAAAAUGGCACUAGUGAAAGUACGGAACAUGAAAAACACAAUCCAUGUCGGUCUGAUGCUAACAUUGAUAGAUUGGAAGAAGAGAAAGAUUCCUCAAACCCUCCUAGUCCAAGUCCUGUGAAACGCUCGAUCAUGUUCAGGAACUCAAGUAGAACUGUAAAUCUUAAACCCCUGACUUUAGGCACAACAGUAAUUGACUUAGCAGGUGAAGAUGAUACACAGUCUUGCUCUUUGUCCCAGAAACAGCAGGUGGCGCCCCCUAGUCCUGAAGAAGUUAUCAUUGUGUUAUCGGAUUCAGACUAAUGUUAUUGAUUGUUUACAAGUAACCUGGUGUAUCAGGAAAAAUUCUCAAUCUUAAAUUAGAAGUAACCUGGUGUAUCAGGAAAAAUUCUCAAUCUUAAUUUAUAAGUAACCUGGUGAAUCAGGAAAAAUUCUCAAUCUUAAUUUAUAAGUAACCUGGUGUAUCAGGAAAAAUUCUCAAUCUUAAUUUAUAAGUAACCUGGUGAAUCAGGAAAAAUUCUCAAUCUUAAUUUAUAAGUAACUUGGUGUAUCAGGAAAAACUUAAUUUAUAAGUAAACUGGUUUAUCAGGAAAAAUUCUCAAUCUUAGUUUAUAAGUAAUCUGGUGUAUCAGGGAAAAAUUCUCAAUCUUAAUUUACAAGCAACCUGUUGUAUAAGAAAAAAUUCUCAAUCUAUUUUCAGUCUGGCAGAUGUAUCAGUUGUGUCUGCCUUCAACUACAAUUUAUUUAACUUUCAGUCUGACAGUCACUUCGAUAUCUGGUUCAAUAAACUUGAGGGACUUGCUGCCUAGUAGAAACUUGAUUAAGAUCCAGCGUGUGUUUCUCUUAUUGAUGGAAGAAAUGUAAUUUAUCAAUAUACAGCUAGGGAUUGUAUUGUUCUCUGUUGAAAAUUACAUAACUAAGGAGACACAGAAGAUUACUUUUCAAAUUUAACAUUGAAACAUAUUUUACCUGAGUAACUCAUGAUAUAAUUGAAGGAACAUUGGCAAACAUGAUUUGGCUCAUUAUACGUUUUCAUCUUGUGUACAGUAGAAUGUAACUCCUUGUUAUUGAGAUUAGAAUUGACUUAACUACAACACUAUUUUCAAAUACACAUCAAAAGUGAAAUUCUUUUGUAUUCAGAGAUCCACUGAUUUUUUCAUCAUGAUAGGAAGUUGUGUUUUCGUAAAUGGCAAUAUGAAUCAUUAGUCUUUAGAAGAGUUAUUGCACAUUGUUUUUAUGAUGUAAAUCUUUUCUGGGGAUCUUUUAAUUUUUAACCACUUUCUUUUAAAGUAAAUGAUUUUAUUCUCUUAAGUGUGGGACGGUUUUGAUAGCUAAAUGUGGAAACAUAACAAAUAAGUUAAUAGAUCUCAUAUAAAACCUCUAGACAUUGAUUCAAGUACAUUUACUAGAAUACAAGAUCACUUAUCCUCAAAUCCUAUACAUUUCAGAUGUUAAUCCAGGAAUUGUGAUUAGUACUUAACGAACGUCAUAUAGGGCCCAGAGAGUAUGUGUGAUAUUAAGUUUGUUAACAGUUGAAAAAUUAUACCAAAUAUGAAUUGAAAUGUAUUUUUAUAUCAGAGCUAGGAAUACCUGUUAAUGUUAUUACUAGCAUUAAUGAUAGUGUAAUAAAUCAACUAAUUGAUUCAAGCUAUUGUACAUAUGUCUGGAAAUGUGUAAAUAACAUAUAUACAAACAACUAAAUUAUUCCGUUGUUGACAGCUGAUAUGUCAUUAUUGUCAGGGAAUGAUAGACCUAUGGUAUGGUUGCCAUGGAAACAAGUAAUCAUGAUUUUAAUAUCAAACUGAUAACCUAAAAGGGCAUUGCUAUCAUGUAAAUAUACCUCCACUUGAUGAUAAAUAAUCAGGUCGUUUACUGUCAGGAUAAACUCUGAAGUUUUAAAAAUUACUGUUUUAUAAGGACAGCUAAAGUGUUAAUAUAUUUGACAGCAUGGACACGA
Ylistrum balloti is the source of this 4634-nucleotide messenger RNA. Its product is annotated as eukaryotic translation initiation factor 5B-like. The transcript is spliced from 9 exons. Bases 32 to 2980 code for a protein of 982 amino acids. The record is from RefSeq and is a predicted model, not a curated record. Gene Ontology annotation, molecular function: histone binding. NCBI's taxonomy places the organism in Eukaryota, Metazoa, Mollusca, Bivalvia, Pectinida, Pectinidae.